This is a messenger RNA of Epinephelus lanceolatus (giant grouper), 1573 nucleotides long. It is a transcript of the gene neu4, whose product is annotated as sialidase 4. Gene Ontology annotation, molecular function: exo-alpha-sialidase activity. The record is from RefSeq and is a predicted model, not a curated record. Lineage: Eukaryota; Metazoa; Chordata; Actinopteri; Perciformes; Serranidae. Gene Ontology annotation, cellular component: cytoplasm; intracellular membrane-bounded organelle; membrane. Gene Ontology annotation, biological process: ganglioside catabolic process; oligosaccharide catabolic process.
GUUACUUUAAAAUAUUUAUACACCAGAGAGUAUGAGGUCGCCCUAUUUCCCAGCGAGGUUGGUGCUGUUCCACAAGGAGCCCAAUGGAGUGACGUACAGAGUCCCAGCACUGCUCUACCUGCCCCGCUCCAGGUCCUUCCUGGCCUUUUGUGAGGAGAGACUCAGCCCGUCAGACUCUGAGGCUCACCUGCUGGUGAUGAGGAAAGGCACUUUCUACAGGAACUACGUGGAGUGGGAGGACAUGCGUGUCCUGGGCACUGCUUUCCUGCCAGGCCACCGCUCCAUGAACCCAUGCCCAGUGUACGAUGAGUUCACAGGUACUCUCUUCUUGUUCUUCAUCGCUGUCCUCGGCCACACCUCAGAGUCCUAUCAGCUGGUGACGGGGAAGAACGUGACCCGUCUGUGCUACAUCUGCAGCACAGACGAUGGAGACACCUGGAGUCAUCUCACCGACCUCACCAAAAGGGUCAUAGGAGAUACGAUCAAAGAAUGGGCCACAUUUGCUCUCGGCCCGGGCCACGGCAUCCAACUGAAGUCCGGCCGUCUCCUGAUUCCUGCCUACGCCUACCACAUCGAGUGCAAAGAGUGCUUCGGGCAGCUCUGCCAGACCAGUCCCCACGCCUUCUGCUUCCACAGUGACACCCAUGGGCGAACCUGGCGUUUUGGGGAGGCGGUGCCAGUGCCGGAGAGCUUGGAGUGUCAAAUGGUGUCUGUGGAUGAAGAGGAUGGGACCAAUGUGUUGUACUGUAAUGCGCGCAGUCCUCUGGGAUACAGAGUGCAGGCCCUCAGUCUGGAUGAUGGAGCUGUGUUUCAGGAGGGGCAGCUGGUCCAGCGGCUGGUGGAGCCUCGAAAUGGUUGUCAUGGCAGCAUUGUGGGAUUUCCUGCCCCGUUACAUUUAUAUCACUCUCUUGACCAACACUUGCACCAACCUGUGCAUCACUCCAGACACUGGACGUCCUGCAUGACAAACUCUAAUCACACCAUCUCGCCGUCUCCAAACAUCACCACCUCUGCUUCCACCGCCCCCUCGCCAGCCAAUCAUCCAGAUUUCCUCACCCCCACCUGGGUCGUAUACUCCCACCCAACAUGGACCACAGCACGCAAGGAUCUGGGUGUGUUCCUCAGCCUGUUUCCCCGUGACCCAGACAGUUGGCGUGGCCCCUGGGUGAUCUAUGAGGGCCCCAGCGCCUACUCUGACCUUGCCUAUCUAGAGUUGACCCCCUUACCUGGUGCACCGCCUGCUGUGGCCUUCGCCUGCCUGUUUGAGUGCGGCACCAGCACAGCCUACGAUGAAAUCUGCUUCAGCAUCUUCACCCUGUACGAGCUCAUUGAUAAUCUGCCCCGGGAGGCGCAGCUGGGGAAUAACACUCAUGAAUGUGAAAGACGACAGAAUCAAGAGACAGACUGUACAAGGAGACAAGACGCUCAAAGGGCUCCAGUUUUUCAUCAGGUUCCUCGUGUGAAGAAGAGGAGGAAAAAGAGCAAGCUGACUGAGAUGUGCUCUGUGUGUUGAAUGAAGUUUUUAUGCCUCUGCGCCAGCGAAAGCUGUGGCAGGAGGCAUUAUGUUUUUGGG